GGCAAUUCCUCCCGACACUUUGCUUACCCUCUCACUGGAAAUCGCAAAUUCGCAACACUUACAAAAACACGUGCUCUGUUCUUCUCUGUUUUUUUCGAACUAUUACUGCAAUUACAAUAACAAAAAACUCCUUUUUCUUCAAUCAAUUCCAAACCUCAACUCACGUUUUGCACAAAUUCCACCCUUCUUCCUCCCCAUCAGCUCAAUCUUCACGUUCUCAGUAUUCUUGGUACUCUCGCUUUCCCAUGAAUUCUAGGGUUGUCUCUCAUUUCCCAGAUCUAUGAUUGUCUUAAUUCUGUAAGCAAUUCCUUUCUGUUUUAAGAUCCGAUUAUUUAACAUAUUACUGUAUCUGGGUUUGAUUUUGUUUUAUAGUUGUUAGUUUCUGUAAUUAGUUUAAAAGGGGAGAAAUGGAAGAUUGUGAUGGUAAAGUUAGGUUAGAGAGAUUAUCAAUCGAAGGAUCUAGAGAUACCCAGAUGGAAAAUUCAGUUGAUUUGGGUACCCAAUUGAAUUAUCAGUUUCGUUCAAUGAGUGUUUUACAGAUUUUGAGGGAAACAGUGAGAAUUCUGAGGUAUAAUUGUGGUGGAUUUAUGGGGAUUGCAGCAUUGUUAAUUUGUCCUGUAUCUGCUGUUCAGUUGUCAAAUUUGUUAGUUGAUCAUACUAUUGUGAGAAGAUUGAGUAUUAGAUUGUUAUUGAUUGCUAAAGCUAGUGGUUUACCUCUCAGUCCUGUUGUUAAGCAAUCAUGUCAAAAGUUUGCUGACUUAGCUGUUUCAACUGCUGUGUGCUUCUUUUUGUAUGUCACAUUAUCACUUGUAUCAAAAGCGGCUGUUGUGUAUUCGGUUGAUUGUACUUACUCGAAGAAACAAUUUGAUGCCUCGAAGUUCUGUGUGAUUGUUAGGAAGUUAUGGAGGCGGGUUGUUGUGACUUAUGUAUGGGCUUGUAUGAUGAUUGUUGGAGUUGUUACUUUGUUCAUUGUUAUUCUUGUUGCUGUUUGUAAUGUGUUCUUGAUAUCUGGGUUUGUAUCGGAUUUAGUUGUCUACCCAGGCAUGGUUGUUGGGCUUGUUUUCUCUGUGGUGUUUGCAAAUGUUAUAAUUCUUUGCAAUGUUGCGGUUGUGAUCUCGGUCUUGGAGGAUGCUUCUGGACCUCAGGCAUUAUUGAGGUCCUUUGUUCUGAUUAGAGGUCAGACUCAAGUGGGUCUUCUUAUGUAUUUGGUGUCGACAAUAGGGAUGGCAUUUGUACAAGGAUUGUUUGAGCACAGGGUGAAGACUUUGAGCUAUGGAGAUGGGUCAUCUAGAAUAUGGGAAGGGCCACUUUUGGUGAUCAUGUAUUCCUUUGUAGUGCUUAUUGACUACAUGAUGACUGCAGUUUUCUACUUUAGCUGCCGGUCAUAUAAUUUGGAGGCUGCUAAUGAAGAAGCUCAGUCACUUUUGGAAAUGGCUACUUCAACCCCGAAGGCAAACCCUGUUGAUAAUGAGAAUCAAGAUAAUUGAAUGGUUCAUUUUGACAUAAGCUUCUUUUGAGAUCCAAAUGUAACCUAUCUUGUGACCUAACCAAAAAGAAGGUGAAGUGAAUUGAACUUCUGAUAGUACAUCUUGGGGAAAGGAUGCUGUGACUCGUGUAGUAGAAUGCCAGCGAUGGUUUCGAUUAUUGAGUAUACAAAUUUUGAAAGCCUGGCUUUCUGCCUCGGAACUAUGUGACCUGUGAACAUAAAGGAUGAGGUGCAUUAGGAAUGAUUUCUGCUGAAAAUCGGUAACUAAUGUUUUUCUAGGUUUAAGUUAUACAUUUUAUUAUUUUACAUUCUGGGUAUUUGGUAACUAGAAUGUAGCUUUCUCCCACGAUCGAUUUGGUAUACAUGUAUGUUAUAUUUGUCUCCAUUGAUAAUGCAAUAAAAUCUUAGUUAUCCCUGAAA
Molecule: messenger RNA, 1906 nt
Organism: Chenopodium quinoa (quinoa)
Lineage: Eukaryota; Viridiplantae; Streptophyta; Magnoliopsida; Caryophyllales; Amaranthaceae
Exons: 1
Coding region: 408-1487 (359 amino acids)
Source: RefSeq, a predicted model, not a curated record